UAGAUCCGUUUUUGCUGUGUAGAUCAACCCCAGGUUCCUGUCGGCACCCUGUAACCUGAAAUGUGACCCAUAUUUACCUGGUAAUCCAGAGGUUAUGCCGUGACAGAGAGGGGAACAAUGAAGCGGCGAAGGAACAAAGAGCCCCCGUUUUAGCUGAACCCAAAAAGAGACGUCAUUGUGUAAUCUCUUUGGCCAGAGUUGCUGACUGUGGAGAACCCUGUAGAACGGCCCCUCUCUCCUGCCCUGUCCCCAUCCCGCGACUCGUGCUCCCCUGUCCUUUACCAUAGGCAGCGACUGAUCGACUGGCUGGGCCUUAUUAUGAAAGACUCCUGCAGUCAGAAACUCAGGAAUCCAGCAGCGGCAGCACCAGGCCUACACUGAGAAACUUCCACACAUCAGUCAGUAGUCGAGCCUCAUUGGUUCACUGAAGCAGAACCGGACCGAAGGAAGCAGAUUUGUUAUCGUUUACUUCCGGAGUUCAGCUGAGGCGUUAAACAGUUCACCACUGCAAUCAGAAGGAGGCUGAACUGUUCCUGGCAACCGUGGGACGAGGCGCACAGGGAGCGGCCGUAUGAUGAUUGAGAGUGACAGAGAGCUGUCGGCCAUGGUGCAGGAGAUAUGGGACAACGAUGUCAACCGACUCAAACCUGGAGAAGACUACAGGAUUUCUCUGCAGGGCAAAGCUGGGGACAGCAUGGGCGGCAAUGACGACAACGAGAACAACGACAAUGACAGCAGUGAAAGAGGAGGACUUCCUCUGUUCACGUUCGUCAAUGAGACUAUUUUCAAAAAGGAGACUUUUUCAGCCUUCAUCUCCCUUCUUGAUAACUAUGAAAGUGACACCGGCGAGCCAGAGAUUGUAACUCCCGAGGAAGUGGCCGAGAACCACAGGUUCCUGGACGCCAUUGUUCAGACUCCCACUAUGAAGAUAGCGCAUAAAUACCUGGUGGAGAAGCAGCUCUCUCCUCAAGACGAGACAGAAUUCAAGGAGCAGCUCUACAGGAUCUGGUUUGAACUCUACGCAAGGAGAGGAUCCAGCAGGCCAGACUCUUCAGGGUUUGAACACGUGUUUGUUGGUGAGACAAGAGGACGCCGGACUGUCAUCGGUUUUCACAACUGGAUCCAGCUCUACUUGCAAGAAAAGCUGGGUCACAUUGAUUACAAAGGCUACAGCGUCACGGCACAUUCUCCCCAGCCCGACGAGAACAAGCACAUCCUGGCAUUACAGUUCAGCUGGAAGGACGGCAUAAAGCCCAAGGGCAGCAUCUUCAUCGGCGUCAGUCCCGAGUUCGAGUUCGCCCUGUACACUCUCUGUUUCCUCACCUCGCCCAACGAGCGCGUCAAAGUGCAGUUCAGUUUCUACGACGUGGAGAUUGUCUGUCACCACUACAACCAAAAGCACAUAGGGACCACCUACCCUGUGCUACUUAGGUACAGGAAGCCACAGUAAGACUUGACUUGAAAUCAGUCGGAGAUAUAGACCCUCCAAAAAACCUGAGCUUAGGAACUGUCGCGGGUACCGUUGCUGUCUUUUUGUUUUACACAAAGAUACAAUAAAAACUUUUAAGACCCA
Fundulus heteroclitus (mummichog) is the source of this 1573-nucleotide messenger RNA. It is a transcript of the gene endou2, whose product is annotated as endonuclease, polyU-specific 2. The record is from RefSeq and is a predicted model, not a curated record. NCBI's taxonomy places the organism in Eukaryota, Metazoa, Chordata, Actinopteri, Cyprinodontiformes, Fundulidae. Bases 572 to 1450 code for a protein of 292 amino acids. The transcript is spliced from 7 exons. Gene Ontology annotation, molecular function: RNA endonuclease activity.